Colletotrichum higginsianum IMI 349063 is the source of this 273-nucleotide messenger RNA. RefSeq lists its product as uncharacterized. The transcript is spliced from 2 exons. NCBI's taxonomy places the organism in Eukaryota, Fungi, Ascomycota, Sordariomycetes, Glomerellales, Glomerellaceae. Bases 1 to 273 code for a protein of 90 amino acids. The record is from RefSeq and is a predicted model, not a curated record.
AUGCGCUAUUACCACAUGCAGACAGCUACCCACUCUCUAGGAUUCCAACGACCGACCACCAUCUCUUUUCAUCUCGUACAACAACAAGCGCGUCCAGAAGCCAAUAUUCCAUCGCUAAUCAAUACUCCAGCGCUACCACGUGGCAUGCCGCCAUCGACAGGCCUCGCAUCAAUUUAUUUGUCCAAUCUUGGACUAUCGGAAGAUAGCUUCGACUCUCGGCUUGCGUCACUCUCUGGCCAAAGCAUCUGCUUCGGGGUCUGCUAUGGUCCAUAG